GACAGGCGAGAGUCCACGGGAACGAGAACUGCUUCGGAUUACACCGGCAAGGGAAGGACAGGGGAGGCUGGAGCACCGAUAUCCGACAAAACAACAGAAGUAGGCAAACAAUUUGGUUCGGAGGUCGGUUGGGAGGAAAGUUUCCUGGAUUUUAAGUUCGCAUAAGGAGUGUCGGACGGAAUUUUGCUAUUCUCUAAGGAGUAAAAGCAAAGGUACGUUAAGUUCUGCUUAUAAAGCCAUGGUAAUGAAUGCUUCCUUCUUCCGCUGAGUCGCCUAGUGGACAGUCAGAGGCAUCAUGGCAGAACUGCCUAUUGCCCCGGGCAAGGUCUACAUCGAGGUGGAUUAUGACUAUGAGUACAAGUCCAAGGACCGCCUCAUUACCAUCCGGCAGGGGGAAUGUUACAUGCUAGUCAAAAAAACCAAUGAGGACUGGUGGCAGGUGAGGAAAGAUGAAGGGACGAAAGCUUUUUAUGUACCUGCUCAGUAUGUCCGCGAAGUCCGCAAAGCCCUCAUGCCGCCCUCUAAGCCAAUCGCACAUCCUCCACCCGCCACAGGAAACACACCUCCACAUGGUGGGGGUUCACUCUGGUUAAAACCAGCCAAUCUGGAGCUGGGACUCCAUGAUCGGCCUGCUGAGAACCUUCACAGACACGACUCCAAAACCAGACGUUCUCCUUCAGCACAAACCGCCUCCGCAGGCCACUUCAGUCCUCUGAGUCAGCGCAGGAACAGUAACCACCACCACCACCAUGCUCCAAGCAGCCCCACCGAUCACGACCGAGCCCUGGCUGAUAUUCUCGUCCACGGUGGUGGGCCUCCACCUUCACAAAAAGGAUCGUCCAGCACUCUUCCCCGCACCCGAGCCAGAUCCCCAGAGAUGGUCAGGACCCGAUCCCCAGAGAUGGUCAGGGCCCCGCUGAACGUGGACAGCACCCAUCACUGUGACUCUGCAGGAGAAGAGAGGCGCACCAAUGACUCAGAGUCUGGUGAUGAACUGAGCAGCUCUUCCACUGAACAUCUCCAGACUGUAUCUACAUCAGGCCACGGCCGGUCAGAAUCACCGGUCUACACCAACCUCCAGGAACUGAAAAUCACCCAGACGAAUCUGCCCCCUCAACCUUCAGGGUCCCCCCUGCACAUCCUUGGUGACUGGGAGACCUACAAGGACCAGAGCGGCAGGCAUUACUACUACAACCGCUCCACCCAGGAGAAGACCUGGAAGCCACCUAGAACCAAAGACAUCAGCACCGGGAACUCCAGAGGAGAGAGCCACAGCACUGGAGAGAGCUCAGAGACCACUCCUCUCUCGCUCUCGCCGUCUUUCCUCCCCUUCCUCUCGCUCUCCAUUGGUCGAUUCCAGCCUCUGUCUUCGGAAGACACCUGCUUCAGUACCUACUCCAGCCAGUCAGACAGCCAGUAUGGCUCGCCGCCGCGUGGCUGGUCAGAGGAGAUGGAUGAGUAUGGCCACACGCUGUACGUCAGCGACUAUACUAAUGAGAAGUGGUUAAAACAUGUUGAUGAACAGGGCAGACCUUAUUACUACAGUGCCGAUGGCUCCAGGUCAGAAUGGGAGCUGCCAAAGUACAGCCUCCCCGUACCUCCGCUGCCUGGAGAUGCUCAGAAGAGUCGCAGUCUGGACAGGAAAAAUGUGGAGCCCAUCGUCCUGACGAAGUGGAGACACAGCACCUCCAACCUAGAGCCAGCCGAAAAGGAAGCUUCUCUGAGCCCCAAGCCCCCCUCUCCCGACUCUGACUCCUGCUCCUCGUCUCCCAAGCCCCUCGCCUCUCCCUCUGAAAAGUGUGGAGUUCUGAAUGUGACAAAGAUUACUGAGAAUGGCAAGAGAGUACGGAAGAAUUGGACUUCCUCAUGGACAGUCCUUGACGGUUCAAUGCUGCUGUUUGCUAAAGGACAAGGAGGCGGGACCAGCUGGUUUGGAGGUGGUCAAUCCAAACCAGAGUUCACUGUGGACCUGAGAGGAGGCUCAGUGGAUUGGGCGUCCAAAGACAAGUCCAGCAAAAAGCAUGUUUUAGAGCUGAGGACUCGAGUGGGCACGGAGCUGCUGAUCCAGUCUGAAAAUGACGGCGUCAUCAACGACUGGUUCAGAGCGCUGCAGGACACCAUCAGCACACAUCCUUGGGACUCUGAUGAGGCCAUAGAGGAGGACAUGCCCGAGUCGCCUGGUGUGGAGAAACACGACAAGGAGAAAGAACACAGAGAAUCCAAGAAAAACAGAGCCAUGAAGAGCACAAACAGUGUGGACGCCUCUGAGAACAAGAAGACCAGACACAAGCUGAAGAAGUUCCUCACCCGCCGUCCGACCCUGCAGGCCGUCAGAGACAAAGGAUACAUAAAAGAUCAGUUGUUUGGCUGCAGCCUGUCCAGUUUGUGUCAGAGGGAAAACAGCACAGUGCCCAGUUUUGUCAAGAUGUGCAUCGACUACGUGGAGAACAGUGGACUUUCUGUUGACGGGCUUUACAGAGUCAGCGGCAAUCUGGCCGUCAUUCAAAAACUACGCUUUGCUGUCAAUCAUGACGAGAAGGUGAACUUGGCAGACGGGAAGUGGGAGGACAUCCAUGUGACCACCGGAGCUUUAAAGAUGUACUUUAGAGAGCUGCCGGAGCCGCUCUUCACCUACGCUCUGUUCAACGACUUUGUCAACGCUAUCAAAAUUUAUGACUACAAGCAGCGAGUACAGUCGAUCAAAGAGCUGGUCAGACAGCUGCCCAAGCCCAACCACGACACCAUGCAGGCCCUCUUCAAACACCUUAGGAAAGUGGUUGACCAUGGCGAGGAAAACCGCAUGAACACCCAGAGCGUGGCCAUCGUGUUCGGCCCCACGCUGCUGCGACCUGAAACGGAGACCUGGAACAUGGCCGUCCACAUGGUCUAUCAAAACCAGAUAGUAGAGCUUAUACUGCUGGAGUAUGAGAGCAUUUUCGGCAGGUAGAUGCCAGAGGAUGAGCUUCUUUUCAUUCCACUCCCGAUGCAGAGCUCUUCCUUAACUAGGCAUGGCCCUACCAGAAAAGAAAAGAAAAAAAAAAAAGCCUGGCCUGGCACGGCUCAGCU
Melanotaenia boesemani (Boeseman's rainbowfish) is the source of this 3066-nucleotide messenger RNA. Its product is annotated as rho GTPase-activating protein 12-like. Lineage: Eukaryota; Metazoa; Chordata; Actinopteri; Atheriniformes; Melanotaeniidae. The transcript is spliced from 18 exons. Gene Ontology annotation, biological process: signal transduction; regulation of GTPase activity. Gene Ontology annotation, cellular component: cytoplasm. The record is from RefSeq and is a predicted model, not a curated record. Gene Ontology annotation, molecular function: protein binding. The coding region runs from base 296 to 2947 and encodes 883 amino acids.